Messenger RNA from Bombyx mori (domestic silkworm), 3002 nucleotides. RefSeq names its product LIM homeobox transcription factor 1-beta (gene Lmx1a). The record is from RefSeq and is a predicted model, not a curated record. Bases 143 to 1297 code for a protein of 384 amino acids. Gene Ontology annotation, biological process: regulation of transcription by RNA polymerase II; neuron differentiation. Gene Ontology annotation, cellular component: nucleus. Lineage: Eukaryota; Metazoa; Arthropoda; Insecta; Lepidoptera; Bombycidae. The transcript has 4 exons. Gene Ontology annotation, molecular function: DNA-binding transcription factor activity, RNA polymerase II-specific; RNA polymerase II transcription regulatory region sequence-specific DNA binding.
GCCAUUGGCGGGUCGCGCGGCCCUCGGCAGCAUUGUGAGGGUUAUGGUGCUGUAGUCAGGCUUAAAGCUCGCGUCACAGUGAGGUCGACCGUCGGCGCGAGAGCGUCUCCGCGCGUGAAGUGUCCCACAGUCCCUAUACCACAUGACCAUGUUAGAAUUCUACACGAACAUUAAUCCAGGAUUGAUGCAGGACGGGAUGCAGCCGCCCCUCACCUGCACCGGGAGAACAGAACUGAGCGCCAGCAUCAAAAGGGAGAAGAUAGUCGAGAUCUGCGAAGGGUGCGGCCAAAAAAUUCAAGAUCGAUACCUGAUGCGGGUCGGAGAGCUCUCCUGGCAUGAGCACUGCCUCAGCUGCUGUGUCUGCGGGUGUCCGCUUGCUCACACCUGCUACACCAGAAACGCGAAACUUUACUGCAAACCCGAUUACGAUAGAUUGUUCGGGGUGAAGUGUACAAGAUGCGGCGACCGUCUUCUCCCACAAGAAAUGGUAAUGAGGGCCCAACAGUAUGUCUUUCACAUACAAUGCUUCGUCUGCGUGAUGUGUUGCCAACCGCUACAGAAGGGCGAACAGUACGUUAUUCGCGCUGGUCAAAUAUUUUGCAGGCAAGACUUUGAAAAAGAAAUGUAUCUAAUGCAGCAUGCUGAAGAUGACAUGAUUAUCGAUGAUUCAGAGCGUCCUAGAGACGGACGACGAGGCCCGAAGCGUCCUCGUACCAUCCUUACUUCUGCCCAACGCAGGCAGUUCAAAGCGUCUUUCGAGGUCAGUCCGAAGCCUUGCAGGAAGGUCCGAGAGGCACUCGCUAAAGACACCGGUCUGAGUGUUAGGGUCGUGCAAGUUUGGUUUCAAAAUCAACGAGCUAAAAUGAAAAAGAUCCAACGCAAAGCCAAACAAGAAGGCGACAAAAACGGUGACAAAGAGAAAGAUAAGGACGAAAAAUCGAUCAAACAAGAGUCGCCGACAAGCGAGCACGGAAAUUAUUUAGGUCUUGAUGGAUCAUACUCUGCCUCCAGCCAGCCAUUAAAUCCUAACCUUCCAUAUUCGCCCGAUGAUUACCCAGCGCAUUCAGGGGACAGCUUUUGCAGUUCCGACAUAUCCCUCGAUGGCAGCAAUUUCGACCAGCUAGACGAGGGCGCGUCCGACACAAUGAGCCUGCAGAAUCUGGAAGUGCAGCACCACAAUCACCAGCAUCCUGGCCACUCUGCACACGAGCCACUGAACCUCGGAACCGGAGCCGUCGUUAACCCGAUCGACAAACUUUACCUCAUGCAGAAUUCAUAUUUUAGUACUGAUCAUUGAUUUACCGGUCACCGUGGCUCCGGCCGGCGUGGCCGGUCCGGGCAGAGACCCCGCCAGACCUCCGCUAUGGAUCUGUGCAUCAAGUCUACAGCCACGGAGACCAAUCAAACCCACACAUACUCCAACGCGAACGUAGCCAAUUCAACUAUGAACUUUGAUAAAUAUUAUUCAAAUAAUUUCCCAAUUUAUUCAGGACACGUUAAGUAAAUGAACUAACCAGACAUAUUGUUUAAAGAAACACGAUGACACAUUUCACCGUGAUACCGUUUAGAUUUUUACAAGCCUUGAAUACCACGGUGGUUAAUAUUUGAACAAUAAAUGACGGGAUAAUUAAAAACAAUCUGUUGUAGUUUGUCGUUUUAAGUCAUAUAAAAAUUUAUUAUGUAAAUAUUGUACAGAAAUUAUAAUUAAAAACAAACUUUAUUUAGAAAAUAAAUUAUAUGUAGGUAUAGCUUGUGGUAUUUUUUUGUAGAAAUAUUUUUAAAUGCACAGUAAAUCGGUAGUCAAUCCAAUUAGCUAAUUAGAAUCAACAAAUGUAUUAGAGAUCACAUCGAUUUCAGAAUUGGACAAUUUUGUAAAUAGAAUCCAUUAUUAUCAUUUUAAAUAUUACAAUGGACAUAGUUUAUGUUUGAUAAAUUUAUUUUCUGUCACCAAAUUUAUCAUUUAAUAAUACAAUAGUAGUAAUUAUUUCAAUUUUAAGAGCGGAAAUAGCUGUAAAUUUCUAUACAAUAUUAUCCUCACUUUAUUCUGAUAUACUAAUGUAUUAAGUGUAGGAGCAUUGAUCUUAUUAAUAUACGUGUGAUAUGAUAUUUGAAACUUGUGAACUAUUCUAGUCUCAGAAUAAGUAAAAUUAUUUGAAAUGUUUUUUUAACAAUUCGUAAUAGCGGUGCUCUUGAAAAUUUUAAAAAGUUGUCUUGAAACGUCCUUUUAAUGAAGAAAUUGUGUCAUGUAAAUGUUAACCAGAAUAGCGAUUAGCACAUCUCCUGUUAGCUAAUUCUACACCCUAUUCUACUUGUUCGAAAUGGGCCUACGAUCAAUCGACAAGUUGUAGAAUGUUGAAAUAAAAAUAAAAAAGAUAUUUUUCUUACAAAAUUAACAUUAGGUACAAUUUAAUUAUAUUUAUUUUCAACGAUUUCACAUUUCAUGGUUUUUUAAACAAACGCGGUCAUAGCACUGUCGCCAUUUAGGUGAUUACGUAAUGAUAAUAUUAGAAAUUGUGAGCGACGCUUCAAGUGGACCCGUGAGGAAACGCUCAUUAAACAAUUUAUUUAUUUUAAUACUAUAACGAAAUCAUUGUUGCUGUCAUUCGUUGUCGUAAAGUUCGUAUCUAUGCCACAUUACGUACACGACUAAAUUAUAUCCAAAUUGAAUAUAAAAUACCAGCUUAAGAUUAAAAUUGAAUGAAAUAUAAAAUGUUGCACCGCUGCGCGUUGGACGCUAUCAUUUUCUUCUGUGCUGGCAAUAGUUAACGGAAAUAUAGAUAGGCUAACAUAAAUGUGUACUAGAACCGAUCUAUUUUACUCUGUGUUUUAAAUUAUAAUUGUAAACACCUAAAAUCACUUCUAGUCAAUGUUUUGAAGAUCUUUUUUUUGAUUUUGUUAAUAAUUUAUUUAUAAUAGACUGUAAUAGUUUUACGAACAGUGUACUAAUUAAAACUUAGUGUGAUUUUAUAAAUCGAUGUAAAUUAAAUAUUGAUUACGUGUUA